Messenger RNA from Aspergillus brunneoviolaceus CBS 621.78, 675 nucleotides. RefSeq lists its product as uncharacterized. The transcript has a single exon. Lineage: Eukaryota; Fungi; Ascomycota; Eurotiomycetes; Eurotiales; Aspergillaceae. The record is from RefSeq and is a predicted model, not a curated record. The annotation marks the transcript as partial. Gene Ontology annotation, cellular component: cytosol; intracellular membrane-bounded organelle. Gene Ontology annotation, biological process: glycerophospholipid catabolic process. Gene Ontology annotation, molecular function: A2-type glycerophospholipase activity.
CCCAAUGGAUAUGCUACAACCGAGGUCGAGUGCCCGAAUCCCCGGCCCAGUGUCCGCAGUGCCGCGACUCUGUCACCGAGCGAGCUCAAUUGGCCCAAGUUGCGCCGACAGAAGACACUCGAAGCCAUGAAGGACUUCUUCGGCGAUGUGCAUGUGAAGAAUAUUGAUGCCGUAUCCUAUCUCGAACGGGUGGCCAGCCCACCCAACGUCGAUAUCGCCGUGUCCGGUGGAGGGUAUCGUGCGUUGAUGAACGGAUCCGGAGCCCUCAAGGCCUUUGAUAAACGCACCGUGAAUGCCACUGCCACCGGUUAAUUGGGCGACUUGCUCCAGUCGGCCACAUACCUAUCUGGUCUGAGUGGUGGCGGGUGGCUGUUGGGCUCCCUCUACCUGAACAAUUUUACCUCCAUUUCGUCGCUGCAAACGGACAACUUGGGGAGUCCCUGGGAGUCUCUGAAUUCCCUUCUCGAAGGUCCCGACGAUGGAGGAGCACUCUUGUCCUAUGCCAGAAAGUACUAUGGAGAGCUUGUGACGGCCAUGGCACAGAAUAGUGAUGCGGGCUAUCCGACCACCAUCACGGACUUCAGGUAAGCAGGCAAAUUCUGCUCCCUUGCCACAAGUUAGGACACAGUCAGGACGCCGACUGGUCGACCUGCGUCGGGUGCGCCGUGCUGCACC